AUGACGUGUAAUCCGAAGUGGCCUGAAAUCCUUAAAGAGUUCUUGCCUGGUCAAACCGCACAAGAUAGGUCGGACCUUGUUGCAAGAGUUUUUCGUGCCAAAUUAGAGGAUCUUAAAAAUCAACUCUUCAAGAAGCACAUCCUCGGAGAGGUUGGGGCCUAUGUUUAUGUCAUCGAGUUUCAAAAACGUGGUUUGCCACAUGCACAUAUCCUCAUGAUAAUGAAACCAGAACACAAGAUUACAAACCCAAACCAUUACGACAAGAUAGUUUGUGCUGAAAUCCUGGACCCGACAAAGUGUCUUGAAAUGCACGAGCUGGUGAUAAAGCACAUGAUGAAUGGUUCUUGCGGCCAUUUACGACUGUUUAGCCCUUGUAUGGAAGGUUUGCUCAAGUAUAUAUCUGUGAAAUAUGUGUUCAAGUAUGUUUACAAGGGUCAUGACAAACAGGUUAUUCAUGUUGAUCCUGAUAGAGAAGAGGUCCAUCUUCUGAAUAAGCAGUUGGUUAGGUUCAAAGAGAAUGAUAUAAUGACAAAUAUCGUUGAUAGAGAGAGGGAUAAAAGCUCAAUGUUGACCGCAUUUUUUGAGAGGAAUAGAACAUAUAUGAUUGCGAGACAAUAUUUAUACAAGGAUUUUUCAAAACAUUACAUAUGGAAUGCCAGUUCAUGUAAAUGGAAUCCUCAAAAACAAGGAUCAAUGAGAGGACGACUGGUUUAUGCUAAUCCUGCCGAAGGAGAACGAUAUUAUCUACGCCUACUUCUGUCUCAUAUUAGUGGGCCCACAUGCUUUGAAGAUCUUUACACGGUUAAUGGCAUAAUACAUCCGACAUUUCGAAAAGCAACUCUUGCGAGAGGUUUAAUUAAGACCAAUGAUAAUUUAUCGCAUUGUCUUGCCGAUGCCUCCUUAUUUCAGUUUCCCAAUGCUCUUUGA
Molecule: messenger RNA, 927 nt
Organism: Cynara cardunculus var. scolymus (artichoke)
Lineage: Eukaryota; Viridiplantae; Streptophyta; Magnoliopsida; Asterales; Asteraceae
Exons: 3
Coding region: 1-927 (308 amino acids)
Source: RefSeq, a predicted model, not a curated record